Messenger RNA from Salvelinus fontinalis (brook trout), 3651 nucleotides. Its product is annotated as plexin-C1-like. NCBI's taxonomy places the organism in Eukaryota, Metazoa, Chordata, Actinopteri, Salmoniformes, Salmonidae. Gene Ontology annotation, cellular component: semaphorin receptor complex. The coding region runs from base 340 to 3204 and encodes 954 amino acids. The transcript has 15 exons. The record is from RefSeq and is a predicted model, not a curated record. Gene Ontology annotation, biological process: regulation of cell migration; regulation of GTPase activity; positive regulation of axonogenesis. Gene Ontology annotation, molecular function: semaphorin receptor activity; protein binding.
UGACACUGCCAUUUGAAUAGGCAAUAUAGACAUUACCACAAAUGCGAGUUUGGAGACGUUUUGGAAACACUCAAACAACGAUGUUACUGAUAAAUCCUCUGAUGAGAUUGAAAGGUAGGGAACUAGCGUCAAUUUCGAUAUCACAGUAGAGAUUUAAACACGGAAGUCGGAGUCUCAGAACAUAACCGUCGGAACUAGAUGUUAUGACAUAGUUGCAGCAUCCAUCCACUGUGCGCUUUUACGCAAUCCUCCUGUUGGCCUUCGGCACAGUAUGACAGUGGCAUCAGAGGCGCAGAACGGAGUUUACCAUGCGCUCUCCUCUCAGGCUUGACUGACUACAUGAUUUACGAGAUGAGGGCUGUUUUCUGGGGAGUACUCCUCGCCUGUGUGGACUGGAGUUGGGGCCAGGAGACUCACUCAUUCGAUGGCGACGUCCGCGACUUUGCCAUUGGUGACAGCUCGGUAUACGUCGUUACGGAUGACCGACUCUUCCAGCUGAACCAUGAUUUUACCAAAGUUAUAAAGAGGGAUAAUCCGAACGUAGUUUAUCCUAACCAAGAAGUACCUCCUUCCGAUGAAACGUAUCCAUUUAAGGUAAACAUUUUACUGCCAUUCAUAAAAAACAAGACAUUGAUCACCUGUGGAACCACAAAAUGCGGUUACUGUGAAAUACUGGAUCUCAACGAAAUCUCAAAAUCUGUGCAUUUCGAGGAUCUUGAAGUGGGUUCAUUGGACCCUGGAGAUUCAACCAUUGGCUUUAUUGUUGAUGUCGGGAAGAACUCCUACAUUAUGGCUGGAAGGUUGAAGAGCCGUGUGCGUAACAAGUGUGUCACUCAAGGUCAGUUGCUUGUCCUACGGAAUACACUAGAUGGACAGAAGGGAGGAAUCUUUUCUGAAUCAGAGGAGAGCGCGUCUCCGUAUAUUGACGCCAGACAAAAGGAGAAGUUUCAGUUUGUGGACGGCUUUCAGAGUAAUUCACACAUCUACGUGUUCUCGAACGUUCCCAACGAGCCUCAAGUUCGACUUAUUUGGUUCAAGAGCGAGAACAAUAAAGCAAAUACUUUGAAGUCCCUCGAAGGUGCGACACUCAAAUGCUGUGGAAUCAUGGAGCGCCGGCGGCUCCUGUCUUCCUCUGUAAUUCAAGGUUCUGGUGGGCUCCAUGGGCAGGUGCUCUGGGCAGGUGUGUUCACGGCUGGUAACACAAGCGACCCCAUCAACACAAUGCUGGCCAUCUAUAACAUCAGCCACUCUACAGGGCCUCAACUCAAGAACGAUGACCCAGACUUCUGCUAUGAAGACUGUGUAAAGUCAUCGGGAAAAGGUACCACCCCGGAGCUGCAGCCAGAGGCAGUGGUGUUUAAAUACAGCUCCAUGACAUCAGUGUUGGCAGUGAGACACAACUCCUGGCUGGUGUUCUUCAUCGGGACAGGAGACGGACAACUCAUCAAGCUUGCUGUAGACAAGGCCUACAAACCUGCCUGUCCCAGAGUGCUCUACAAGUCAGAUGACGACCGCCGUGUGUUUCCCAAGAUGCACCUGGAUCCAGUGGACCGCAAACAUGUGUACAUGGCACUGAGGAACCAGUUGAUGCGUGUGCCUGUGGCUCAGUGCAGUGAACACAAGAGUCUGAAGGACUGUUGGUCUGCUCAGGACCCCUUCUGUGGCUGGUGUGAGUCUGAGAACAGCAAGUCAAGAUGUUCCUUUCAGGAUGACUGCCUUCAGCCUUCAGCCUGGAUCUCCAUCUCUGAGGACUCCCAACAACAGAACAUGGUCUCUUACCAGGUGGAGAAGAGCAGCAGUGGAGAGAAGAUCACACUCACUGUCAAGGUCCACCUGAAUGUGCAUGGGACAGGAAGUCUCACCUUUACCUGCCACUUCUUCAAUACAAGAGGUGAUCUGUGUGACAGGACAAGCCCCGCUCCAGCGUUGCCUCGAUGCUCCUGCCUGUUCUCCAGCGACCAGCUUCCUGCUGAAGGUCUGGAUGUCACAGUGGAGAUAAGAGUGGGGAAGCAGAACCUUACUGAGAAACUGAUGCUCACUAACUGUUCAGACAUCACUGGACCACCUACCUCUGCCCUGUGUUCUCAGUGCAUGACAGCUGGAUGUAGCUGGAGUAAUGAUGCCUGCUCCUGGACACCCAGGUCUGCCAACUCAGACUCCAUACAGGACGUGUGCAGACUCAGCCAGUCAGGAAUGAACUACUCUGAGCCAGUGAUCGUCUCCAUAGUGCCCAGUGUCCUGUCCUUCCAUGGGAGAAACCACGCCCUGAUGACUGGGAAGAACCUCCAUCACGUGACUAGGGUUCGCAUCCAAGGGCACAUGGACUGCAGUCUCAAGGAGUCUCCAGUGUGGAACCACACUGGGUCCAGUCUGACGUUCCACAUCCCCAGUGGAGACAAAGGUUCUGUCAGUGUGUGUGCCGUGCUGCCAGACGGUCGCUGUCUGGGCAAGGCAACUGUCACCUAUGGGUCCUCACCAUCCUGCACUGGGCUAACACCAAGCACUACCUGGGCUAGUGGGAAGAGGAAGAUCAAGGUCCAAGGGUUCCAUCUGGAGUUUGUGGAGGGGGUUGUUCAUGACCACACCCCUCAGACCAUCCAAUCCAACUACAGCUCUGGGACUCUGUGGUACCACACACCUCCCUUUGAACACAUUAACCAGCCAGUCACGUCCACUGUGUUUCUGAGAGUGGCCAAUCAGACACUGGCCUGCUCAUCACAGCUCACCUACCAUCCCGACCCAGAAUUCACCAGCUACACCGCAAUCAAGACAGGAAACGACCUGCAUGUCACCAUUGAGGUAUACACAUGUGCACGCAUGCAUGCACCCAUGCCUACACACAUACAUGCUCUCUCUCUUUUAUUUCAGAAAAGGGCUGACAAGUUGAACAUCGCCACAGAAGAGAUCUCAGUGUUGGUUGUUCAGGAGGAGAACCAGGAUGUAGAGUGUGCCAUGGACACCAUUGAGACGAGGAAUGGGACUGACUCUGUCAUCUGUGAGAUAAAGAACACUCCCAGCGCCAACAUCAAGUCAGUGAAGAUAAGAGUUGGCAAUGUCACAAUAAACCUUGAUUCAACACACACUCAACUGCUAAGACUCUUUCUGCUUAUAUCCAUCAUCAUUAUAGUCAUCGUUGUAUUCCUUAUCCUGCUGGGGAUUGCAAUGGCCAAACUUAUUAUUCAUUUCCGUGAUCUGCGUCACUGACUACGUCUGGAAGGAACCUGCAUUAUCUGAGGUCAACAUAGACUGUCCUUUGAGUCUUUGCAAGUUUGUUGGCAAGGUGGUUGACCUUACUCCAGUGUAAGUCGCCUUCUCCUCCAUCAUUAUUUUUGGAACAAAGAUGUCUUACAUUUUUGGAAAUUGGAUAAAAUACAAUGUACCUCUUCUAAAUUCUACAAAAUGUCAGCCUUUCUUUACUUGGGUAGAGACGCUAUCAUUCCUCCCCACUCAACAGUUAACUGCUUGCACUUGAUUUGCCUGUAAUUUAUAUUAAUGUUUGUAGUAUCCUGACUUAAUAUAAGACUGUAUACCACUGUCAUAUAUGUACCCUUUUUUGUUUUACCAUAUUAUAUUUUUAUGUAUAAAAUAACAUGCCUAUUCUAAAUCAAUUGCUGUUUACAUUAAAACUGUGAAACUAAGUUUCCUUUGUGA